CAUCUCGAGUAAAAUCGGUCUUUCUUAUAAAUAAUUCAUUCUAUUCAAUACUUUGAUUAAAACGUAUACUAUUUUGUAAGUAAUUAAUUAAUAAUCAAUUACCUAAUGUACUGCAACAAUAAAUUAUAAUUAUUUAGCCGGCAUAAUUAUAAAUAAUGAGUAAAGGUUGUUGGAAAUUUGACGAGCAAGAUAAAGCUCUGUACAUUGAUAUUGAAGAGGAACCAGAAAAUAAAAAACGCAACAAAUCAUACAGCGCAUGGGACAGAUUACCCGACAUACUAUUAGAAGAAAUAUUUUCAUAUUUAACGAUACGUCAACGCUAUUACGCAUCUCUGGUCUGUCGAUCUUGGUACUAUGCAUUUAAAUUACCAAAAGUAUGGUCAAGAUUUACUCUCCAAGACACGACAUUGACCCGCGGAAAGUUCAACUAUUACAGCGGGUGGUGUUACGUCCUCGAUCACAUGCGAACCUCAACAUGUUUGCACAAAGUCGGCCGUCAUUUUCGCUCCCUAGUAUUCGAGCCCAUGUACAACUUUUACAAUCUGUAUGAAUUUAUGAACAUGAUUUCCUGGUUCUCUGAGCGUCAGAUCACCAACGACCCAGCGAUCCUCGGAGUCGGCACAAAUAUUCGUCAUUUGAAAUUCACAUUUCCCUGCAACAUGGCCAAUCGUGAUGAUCCAGAGCAGAUAAAAGUAUUUGGGACCGGUGGCAAACUUCUUGAAGCUGUAAAAAGGCUCGCCCAGAAUUUAAAAAAUUUACGCUCCCUAGAGUUCAUCGAUUUGAUGCUUGACAGCAAAGAAGCGCUUUAUUUUUUAGACACUAUUUGUGAAAAUUGUACUGAGACUUUGAAACAUCUUGUGUUAAUUAAUACAACUAAAUUUUACUGUCCAUUAUUACACGUCGGAGUAUUUCUUAAUUUAAAUGUACUUGUCAUAAGCCCGCAAAAUUUAGAUGACGAUGUAAUAGAUUUGAUUGGAUAUACUAAAUUAAAACACAUGCAUAUAUUUCAAAAUCGUUAUAGCCCCGUUGACACAACUGUCCGAUUGCCAAAACAUUCAUCAUGGAUAAAGUUACGUAAAAAUAAUCCGUAUCUAAAAGUUCACUUUGAAGUGGAAAGUAAUAAACCGGAUGUAGUACUACCGAUUGAAUUUCCUGAGCACAAUUCAAUACCGUGUCACAGUAUUGUGAUAGACAACCAGACAGCUCAGAUAACGGCCUCGAUGAUGUUGGCGCAGGCGAUUAAUUUUCAAAAGUCAUUGGCCAUUUACGCGAUAAAAAGUAUCCCGAAAUAUUAUCAGCAUCGAAGCUUCUCGAAGCGUAUAGACGAAGUCAUCGUACGGCUCUGCAGAACUUGUCCAAAUAUUAACACACUGAUGAUACGAGACAAAAUAUCGACCUCAACACUACUCGAGAUAGCGUCAACAGCAAAGUCAUUGCGCUAUUUAUACGUCCGACGUCAGGCUGUUUUAAAGCGAUGCGAUAAAACCUGGUCAUUGGUAACAGAGUGGACUCCGGAUCACGAGAACUGGAUAAAGUCGAACUGCAAAUCCUACGACAGUACUGAGAAAGAAAUCUCAAAGAUUUUGGGGUACAGGUGGCAUAUGCUUACAGAAAAAGAAUUUAAAGAACAAACUGUUAAUUUACAUGUAUAAUUAAUUAUUCAAGGUUACUUUACAUACUUUUACCUCUUACCAGAUUUAAAAGUCAUUUUCAAUUUAAUAAUAAUAGUAUAGACCUUUUAUACGUAUGACUUGUCAUACUAAUUGAUAGUAAAUAUUCAAAGGAUUACAUAAGUAUCAAUUUCCUAAAUUUUAUCAGGCGAAAAAUAUUUUCCACAUUGAUAUUUAUAUAUUUAUUUAUUUAUUUAAUUUGAUUAUUGUAAUUACAAUUAAAACUCAUUAAUUAAAAUAAAUAUGUUAAUGUCAAUUCAUAAUAGCGUCUGCAAACAUCAAUCGAGCGUUAUUUAUAAAUUUAGUUAUUAUGUAAUUAGCUAACACACGUACACAUUAACAUUAAUAUUUAUUAUCUAAUUAAAUGUGUUGUAUAUGUAAAUACUUUUUAAAAAAUUUAUAGUUCAAUUAAAGUAUACGAUUGUUGACUAAUAAUUUUACAUAUCCUAGGUCAAUUAAAAAGUUAUUACAAUGACGUUUAAUUACUCGAUUAAUUUAAAAAAAUAAAACAAACAAAAAAAAUUAUGUGUAUGACAUUAUAUAUGUAUGUAUAAAUUAGCAACAGAUAAAAUACAACAAAUAUUUAA
Messenger RNA from Microplitis mediator, 2257 nucleotides. RefSeq lists its product as uncharacterized. The transcript is spliced from 5 exons. The record is from RefSeq and is a predicted model, not a curated record. The coding region runs from base 156 to 1652 and encodes 498 amino acids. Gene Ontology annotation, molecular function: protein binding. Lineage: Eukaryota; Metazoa; Arthropoda; Insecta; Hymenoptera; Braconidae.